Messenger RNA from Acanthisitta chloris (rifleman), 1401 nucleotides. Its product is annotated as alpha-1,3-mannosyl-glycoprotein 4-beta-N-acetylglucosaminyltransferase C-like. The transcript is spliced from 3 exons. Lineage: Eukaryota; Metazoa; Chordata; Aves; Passeriformes; Acanthisittidae. Bases 1 to 1401 code for a protein of 466 amino acids. Gene Ontology annotation, biological process: protein N-linked glycosylation. The record is from RefSeq and is a predicted model, not a curated record. Gene Ontology annotation, molecular function: acetylglucosaminyltransferase activity.
AUGCGAUGCUCCCUGAAACGUUCCCUCUCAGCUGUGCUCGCAGCCUCCUGCCUGCUCCUGCUCCUCCUCCUCCAUGGGGGCACCAGGCAGGAACAGGAGCCCCCGGAGGUGGAGCUUCGGAGCUUAGCCCCUGACACCAUCCUGCAGCUGCUGCAGCCGGAGGGAGCCAAACACAUCCUCAGGGACAGGGAUGACCUCUCUGCACUCCGCAAUGUCUCCUACCACCUCCUCGCUGGCUCCGUGUCACCUCGCAAGAGGUUCCUGGCGGUGGGAUUGUCGUCGGUGCGGCGCCCACGCGGCUACUACCUCUCAGCCACACUCCAGUCCCUCUUCAGCCAGUCCACGGAGGAGGAGCUGCAGGAGAUGGUGGUGGUGGUGCACCUGGCAGAUGAGGAUCCCAGCUGGAAUGUGCGUGUUGCUGUCAACAUCGCCCAGAAGUUCUCCCGGCACAUCCUUCUGGGACAACUCCUGCUCAUCCAUGCUCCCCACGAGCUUUACCCCACCCUGGAAGGUCUCAAGAGGAACUACAACGACCCCGAGGCGCGUGUGAAGUUCCGCUCCAAGCAGAACGUGGACUACGCUUUCCUCCUCGCCUUCGCCGCCAACCUCUCCUCCUACUACCUGAUGAUUGAGGAUGAUGUGUGGUGUGCCAAGUCCUUCCUCACAGCCAUCCGUAAGGCACUGGAUUCCCAGCAAGGCUCCAACUGGGCCACUCUGGAGUUCUCCAAGCUGGGCUACAUCGGGAAGCUCUACCGCUCCAGCGACCUCCCUCGCCUGGCUCGCUUCCUCCUGCUCUUCUACCAGGAAAUGCCUUGUGACUGGCUGCUGGUUCACUUUCGCCUCCUGCUCACCCAGAAGGACGUGAUCCGCUUCAAGCCAUCCCUCUUCCAGCACAUGGGCCUCUACUCCUCCUUCCAGGGCACCGUCAACCGGCUGGAGGACGAUGAUUUCCAGGCCGAUGCCUUCGACCUUCCGGACAACCCCCCAGCGUCUUUGUACACCAGCAUGUCUGUCUUUGAGAACUAUGAGCCCCUCAAGGCCUACAGCUCAGCAGAGGGGUAUUUCUGGGGGAAAUCCCCAGCAGCUGGGAGCACCUUCUCCAUCGUGUUCCAGCAGCCAGCGCGUGUCUCCCGCGUCCGGGUGCGCACGGGCUCGGACGAGCGCCGAGGUGACAUCCUGCGCUCGGGGGUGCUGGAGCUGGGCCGGCACAGACAGGCUGAUGGCAGGGACUGCACUGCCUACAUCACAGUGGGCACUUUUGAGAAGGGAACCCUGGAGCAGAGGGGGCUGGAGAGAGGCAUUCCCAGCCCCGUGGAGUGCGUGAGGAUCCGAGUGACCCAGGGCCAGAGCGAGUGGCUCAUCAUCCGCAGCAUCGACAUCUGGACCACAACAGGCUCCUGA